Varanus komodoensis (Komodo dragon) is the source of this 3437-nucleotide messenger RNA. RefSeq names its product peroxisomal biogenesis factor 2 (gene PEX2). The coding region runs from base 1273 to 2199 and encodes 308 amino acids. Gene Ontology annotation, molecular function: zinc ion binding. Gene Ontology annotation, biological process: protein import into peroxisome matrix. The record is from RefSeq and is a predicted model, not a curated record. Gene Ontology annotation, cellular component: peroxisomal membrane. The transcript has 3 exons. Lineage: Eukaryota; Metazoa; Chordata; Lepidosauria; Squamata; Varanidae.
AAAGAACAGCCACAUGCACAAGGAACAGGAAGAAGGUCUGAAGCUCGGCCGCUCUAGGCCUUUGAGAGGGAAGACUUAGUGUUCGAAGAAAGAUCCGGGUCACGGCGCUUGCUGCUCUCUUCCCCGCCCACUGUGAGCUGCGAACUAGCAGGAUCGGGGCGACGAGGAUUCUCGGAGUAGCCCCUCCCUUAGGAGCGGAGCGGCAGGGACUCCUGGUUUCAGUACAAUAAAAAUGGACAUCAGCUUAUCUAAGAGAACUGUAAGAUAUGCAUGAAGAACUGAUUUACAGUUCAUUUCUAAAGAGGAAAACUGUGUGAUACUGCAUUAAAAUAUUGGUUAAAUUUAAGUCUUGGCCCAUAUCAUCUUCAAAUUUCUUUGUUUGAUUUUAACCCUUAACUUCUUCCUGACCUAUAAUUUUUUCCUUAGUAUUUGUUUUUUUUUUACUUGAUCACGCUCUUUAAAAAACAUUAAAGACAGUAAUUGUAUGAGUUUUUUUGGGUCUGAAAUGUACAGUGAUGUAAAAGGUGAUACUGGGACACUACCUACCAUAAUCACCAGUUGUCCUUUACCUAAGGAUAACUAUCACUUUUAGUUGGCAGGGACAAAAUCAAUGGAGUACAACACUGCCCUGGAUUCAAAGAAACUAAUUACUAGAGCACAGUGUAACUCCUCUAGUCCUCAGUGUAUGUAUGUUGCAGGGAACACUGGAAUUCUUCAAAACGUUAGCAGAGAUUCAGUGAAAAGUUUGGUGGUUGAAAGUUGAUUGAAAGACAGCUUCUAUAACAUUACUCAUCCCUUACACUAUGCAGUUACAGAGAAUAUUGGAUGUGCUCGUACUGGAAAAUGGUGAUGUCCAGUACCCUUCAACAUAAUUUUAAAUUAACAUAGGUUCUUUGGUACCCAAGUUGAUAUGGAAAAAACUUUCAUGUAAGAUAGGAAGGUUUAGCAUCACUACCCCAACAGAUGUACUUCCUUCCCCUCUGUACCCUGCCAUUCUCAAACAGCCUGCACCAUUUAAUAGAUACUUGCUGGUUUUAAUUAAGUAAAACUAGAAUUCCCUCCAGAAAUGAAAGGUUGAGAGCGUGCCCUAUUACAAUGUUUUGUUUUAUUUUGUUUUAAUUUUAGCACGCCUGUAUUAUUUCCUCCAUUGUUUUGUGUAGUAAUUGUGGCAAAAUUUUCAGCAGCAUCUACUAUGUAUUUGUACACAGUAUCCCCACCUGAUGCAUUUAAGGUGUCGAAACACCACAAUCCAAUGAAGUUGCAGAAAACUACAUGUUGACAAUGGAAUCCAGGGACAACAAUGGCAAGAAAGUUACCCCUGUGCUCAGAAUAAGUCAGCUUGAUGCCCUUGAACUAAACAAAGCCCUGGAGCAGCUGGUGUGGUCCCAGUUUACUUGCUGCUUUCAUGGAUUUAAACCUGGACUUUUGGCUCACUUUGAACCAGAGAUUAAAGCAUUUCUGUGGCUUUUUUUGUGGAGAUUCACUGUCUAUUCCAAGAAUGCAACAGUGGGACAAGCUAUUUUGAACAUUCAGUAUAAAAAUGACCUAUCUCAGAAACAGAAAUACCAGACAUUGAGCAAGCAACAGAAAGUAUGGUACCUUAUUUGCACCGUUGGUGGGAAAUGGCUUGAAGAAAGGUGUUAUGAUUUAUUUAGCAAUCGUCCUUUGGAGUCAUUCCAGAAGACAAAGUAUUUCAUUAACUUGGUUGUUGGGCUUCUCAGACUUGGUGAAUUACUGAACUUCUUAGUUUUUCUGCAGAAGGGAAAGUUUGCUACACUUACAGAACGUAUUCUAGGAAUCAGGUCAGUGUUUUGCCAGCCACAAAGCAUCCGCCAGAUUGGAUUUGAAUAUAUGAAUAGAGAACUCCUAUGGCAUGGGUUUGCUGAAUUCCUGAUUUUUCUUUUGCCACUUAUUAAUAUGCAAAAACUCAAACUCAGAGUUUCUUCCUGGUCUUUACCUAUUGAAAGAUAUUUGAAUAUUGAUAAUAAUUCGAUACUGUGUUCUAAGGAAUGUUCUUUGUGUGGGGAAUGGCCCACUAUGCCACACACCAUAGGCUGUAUACAUGUAUUUUGUUAUUAUUGUAUUAAAAGUAACUACUUACUUGAUGUGUAUUUUACAUGUCCUAAAUGUGGAAAAGAGGUACAAGAUCUGCAGCCAUUAAAGUACAAGAUAGAAAUGAAAGAGGUGUAUAUGCAUUAGGCUUGUUGAAGUUUUCCCCAAAUGCAUAAUCAAGUAUAAUUUCUGUAAUUUAGUGACUUCUCUAUAGGAACACUUAGAUUCAUCUGUAAUUUUGACCUGUACUUUCUAUAAUUAUCUUGGUUAGUGAUAUUUUUAAGUUGUUUUACUAUAAAAUGAUCAGCAAUUCUAAAGAAAUCUUGAAUUUAAAACAAGUUAAUUUAAUAAAGUAUUAAUAAGCAAAAACAUGAAGCCAAGAUUAACAAUGUCUUGUUUUAUUUAUCAUUAAGCAUGAUAAUGUGUAGCCGAUGUUUAAAUACUGCACAAAGGCACCUAAGUACUCGUGUAGGCAACACAACUUGACAAAGACCCAUGAACUCAAUCCACAGGUGAGAGUAGAAUCUAUCCCACUAUACAACUAAUAAACAGAUGUUUCUUGAGAGUUUUCUUAAUGAGAAGAUACGGGUUUUAUUAUGUUCUUUAUUGCCCAUGAUCGGACAUGGACCAAAGCUAAGUGUUUCAUAAAAGACCAAGAGCAAGAAUUGGAGGCUGGGCAGUCACUGUUUAGUUGGGCAACUAAAAGUUCUUAUCUGUAAAAGCUCUUGGACAGAGUUUUGGAAAGAUGGCCACGUUUCAUGAGUUCAUUAUCAGCUUGAUUUCCUGUAUAUUUUGUUUAGCCUAGUCACAAAUAAUAGUCCUAACCAUACAGAGGAAGUGUUUUAUAUUAGUUGAAUCAUUACUAGUGUAUUAUGCACAAUCGUUAGUUGAAAACCAGUAUGCUGUCAGUUUCUUUUAAUGUUUAUUUCCCUGUGCCCUGAUCUUCACAGAAGAUGACUUUGUUCUAUGUUUCAUUUUCUCUAUACACAUAACAUCAUUAGCUAGGAGUCCAGCACUUAUACUUGAUUGCCACAGUGAGUACGCUAUAGCAAACACUAAGGUUAUAAAAAAAUGCAAACACUUUAGCCAUGAGCUCUCCAUGUUCAGAGGCAUUUCUCUUCAAAGCAGCAUUUUUAGGAGAUUAAAUUUUGGUUUGAGAAUUUCCUUUCUAUCCCUAUUAAUUUGACUUAAAUGCAAUUUGACUUGCUACUAUGUAUUGUAUCUCAGAUAUUGGCAACAUGCAUCUUACCUACCAGUUUGAAGCGAAUUCCAUAAGAGUUGAUGAGUGAAAUGAUUUAAUAAAAUGCUUCUUCACAGAUAAAACCUUGCUGUAGGCUUUGUAUUCACAUCUCUCAGCUGUACACAAUAAAGAAUGGAAAACAAAA